This is a messenger RNA of Cylicocyclus nassatus, 720 nucleotides long. The record is from the annotation of a GenBank genome assembly. NCBI's taxonomy places the organism in Eukaryota, Metazoa, Nematoda, Chromadorea, Rhabditida, Strongylidae.
AUGGGUUACACUGGAUCAUGGAUGGCCGAGUGGUUUUCUAUUGGUGUUCACCCUACACUAAUUUUGGUGGUGACAUCAAAUGUAUGCAUUGCCACUUGUAUCUUAUGCAUAUUCACUUAUAGAGUUUAUAUGAUCCUGCCAUUUAAUCAUUUUCUCAGAUUCAAUGGUAAAGGACACAUUUAUGCAAGUGUGGCUUAUUUUGUGAUUUACGUCCCCGCUAUUUUAUCUUCAAUGUGGAACAGCUCUCCAGAUCAGAAUGCAGCUAAACAGUGGGUGCUGACGGAAUACUCAUGCGCCCUAUCGGUAAUGAAUGUUCCACGGCUCCACAUCUAUACACCGGAAAGCGUUCGACAAUUUCUUAUUAGCUCAAUAGUCCUCAUUAUCUUGGGUGCACCCUUGAUGAUUGUAAUCAUCUGGUCUUAUUAUCAUUAUCUCAAUCAAAAGGGCAAUCUCUCGGAAAAAACCAGAAAUAUGCAGAGGCGAUUUCUUUAUUACGUGUAUAUACAGGCUUCAAUCCCUGGAGUUUGCCUAUUUCUUCCGCUGUUUAUUAUCAUACUUACCAUGAUAACUUCGGAAAUGAAAGCGCAAGGUAUUGGUAAUAUCGCCAUGGGUGCCAUUGCGCUUCAUGGUCUUGUGUCAUCAAUAACUAUGAUAUUAUGCAAUGAACCCUAUCGAAGAUACACUCUCAAUCUAAGCAAACGAAGUACGUUACCAAAAUAG